UAUGAAUCAAACUGAAUGAAAUAGAAAUUAAAGAUUUCCUUCAAUUUGCAUUUAAUUUAUAUUAAAUUUCAUUUUGAAAGGUAAUAAAGAUCAAGUCAAGAAUAAUAAUAAAGUAACGUGUAGAUACUCAACAAAGUUUAAAAUAAACGUAUUCACCACUACCGCCAUAGAUGCUUGUCAAUUUUACCGUGAGUGUAUUGACAAGUUGACUCUUCCAUAAUCAAAAGUGAACAAUUUAUUUUGGUUUCGUAUAUUUCAUUUAAAAAUAAAAAAAAACAAACAAAGGAAGCAAUACAAUUUGAAAAGACACUUAUUUAAAGAAAACAGUACACAAACUAAGAAUGGGACGUGGAAGAUUGGACCGUUCGAGGAGUCGGUCACGAUCUGGAAGUGUUGAACGAAGCAGUAGCAGUCGACGACAACAAACUGACAAACAUCGUGAUAAACGUCGUACCGACCAUAAAUCUGGAAGCGGUAGUAGCAGUAAUCGUAAUCGUAGAUCACGGUCCAGAGAACGUCGAGAUGGCGAUCGUGAAAAAUCGACACAUAAAGACCGUUCACAUCGUGAUAGUUCGAGUGAAAUAGAAAUAUUAGAUUUAACCGGUUGUGUUGACAAAGAAGAAGAGCAAAAACGUCUUGAACAAGAGAUGAUCAAACGACGGGAUCGUAUUGAACGAUGGCGGGCGGAACGUAAACGUAAAGAAUUGGAUAUAAAAAAGGUCACCAUCAUACCAGCGCCAAGUGUAAAAAAAUGGAGUUUAGAAAAUGAAUCGGACGAUGACGAUGAUGUAAAAGAGGUUCCAAUCAAAGAAACCACCACCAAUGAUAGUUUAACGAAAAAUGUUGCCGCUGUUGUCGAUAUUACAAAACCAAUCAAUCAAAAAAAUUCCGAAUCAUCGAAUAAACAAUCAAUGGACGUUGAUGAAGACGAUGAUGACAUUGAUCCAUUGGAUGCAUACAUGAUGGAAGUGCACAAAGAGGUGAGAAAAGUGAAUAAAAUUACAAAACCAACAAAUGCAAGCGGUGGCGUUAUGGUGAUGAGCGGUGUAGCAAAAAAGAAUAAAGAGCUGAAUAAAGGUGAAAUGAUGGAACAAAAUCAAGACGGCUUGGAAUAUUCGUCGGAAGAAGAAAUCGAAGAUAUUAAAGAUACUGCCGCCAAUUUGGCGAAUAAACAUAAAAAAGAAUUAGCAAAAGUUGAUCAUUCCGGUGUUGAUUAUGCGUCAUUUCGAAAAGAUUUCUAUGUUGAAGUACCUGAAUUGGCUAAAAUGACGUCGAUCGAAGUUGAUGCCUAUAAAUUGGAAUUGGAAGGUAUCCAAGUUAAAGGAAAAGGUUGUCCAAAACCAAUCAAAACAUGGGCACAUUGUGGCAUUUCCAAAAAAGAAAUGGAUGUUUUGAAACGUCUCGGUUUUGAAAAACCAACACCAAUUCAAUGUCAAGCAAUUCCGGCGAUAAUGAGUGGCCGUGAUUUAAUUGGUAUUGCAAAAACGGGCAGUGGCAAAACGAUCGCCUUCAUUUUACCAAUGUUUCGUCACAUUUUGGAUCAAACGCCAUUGGCCGAUGGUGAUGGUCCGAUUGCAAUUAUUAUGACACCAACACGUGAGCUUUGCAUGCAAAUUGGUAAAGAUAUCAAAAAAUUCUCAAAGCCAUUGGGUUUGAAUGUCGUUUGCGUUUAUGGUGGCACCGGUAUAUCGGAACAAAUUGCCGAAUUGAAACGUGGCGCUGAGAUUAUUGUCUGUACACCAGGUCGAAUGAUUGAUAUGCUUGCGGCGAAUUCGGGCAGAGUUACCAAUCUUAGACGUGUGACAUACAUUGUAUUAGAUGAAGCUGACCGCAUGUUUGACAUGGGCUUCGAGCCACAGGUAAUGCGUAUCAUUGAUAAUAUUCGACCGGAUAGACAAACAGUAAUGUUUAGUGCAACAUUUCCCAGGGCAAUGGAAGCUCUUGCACGGCGUAUUUUGAAGAAGCCAAUCGAAGUACAAGUUGGCGGGCGGUCAGUUGUAUGUAAGGACGUUGAACAGAACAUUGCCGUUUUGGAUGAAGAGGCGAAAUUCUUCAAACUGUUAGAGCUAUUGGGUCACUAUCAAGAGCACGGCAGUAUUAUUGUAUUUGUUGAUAAACAGGAAAAUGCUGAUAUUCUAUUGAAAGAUUUGAUGAAAGCAUCGUACAAUUGUAUGAGUUUACAUGGUGGCAUUGAUCAAUUUGAUCGCGAUUCCACCAUUUUGGAUUUCAAAUCUGGACGUGUUAAACUAUUGAUUGCAACAUCAGUUGCCGCACGUGGCUUGGAUGUUAAGCAAUUAAUACUUGUGGUGAAUUAUGAUUGUCCCAAUCAUUAUGAAGAUUAUGUGCAUCGUUGUGGUCGAACUGGGCGUGCUGGUAAAAAAGGUUUUGCAUGGACAUUUUUAACACCGGAACAAGGACGUUAUUCCGGUGAAAUAAUACGCGCAUUGGAAUUGUCUGGUGCACAAGUACCAAAUGAUUUACGUCAAAUGUGGGAUCAUUAUAAAGCAUCACAAGAGGCCGAAGGUAAAAAAGUUCACACUGGCGGUGGAUUUAGUGGCAAAGGAUUUAAAUUCGACGAACAGGAAGCGAACGCAGUGAAAGAAAGUAAAAAAAUGCAAAAGGCAGCACUGGGCAUACAAGAUUCAGAUGAAGAAGACGAGGAUGAGAAUGACAUCGAUCAACAUAUUGAACACAUGUUUGCUGCUAAAAGAAAUGUUAAAGAAGUUGAAGCGUCAUCAAUGGUCGAAGGUGCUGCUGUUCUAAAUACAACCAUACCAGCAGCCAAUGCCAAACCAACAACAGUAGUUACUAGCGCACAACAGACACAGAAAUUGGAAUUAGCCAAACGAUUAGCAUCACGCAUUAAUAUCUCUAAGAAUCUUGGUUCAGAAGCAAAAGAUGCGACACAACAAGCGACCGAAGCCAUUCUCAAGGGUGGUCCAACACAAUCCCUCAUUACGGCCAAAACGGUUGCCGAACAGUUGGCGGCCAAGCUUAAUAACAAAUUAAACUAUCAACCGAAAGAAGAAGAUGAUGUUAAUAUACUUGCAACGGGUACAGAGUCCACCUUCAAGAAAUAUGAGGAAGAAUUGGAAAUUAAUGACUUCCCACAACAAGCAAGAUGGAAAGUUACAUCCAAGGAGGCUUUGGCACAAAUAUCGGAAUAUUCUGAAGCCGGUUUGACCGUGCGUGGUACUUAUGUGCCAACGGGUAAACAAGUGCCCGAAGGAGAGCGUAAACUUUAUUUGGCUAUUGAAAGUUGCAGCGAAAUGUCUGUGCAGAAGGCUAAACGUGAAAUUACACGAUUAAUAAAGGAAGAACUUCUUAAGUUAAGCCACGUGCAUCCCGUUUUCAAUAAGGGCCGUUACAAAGUUUUGUAAAAUCACAUUUUCAUAUUCAUAUUCAUCAAUUGUACUGUGAACAUAAUUUCUUUGCAUUUGUUUCCGUGAAUAAAUAUCGGUUUUUAAAGGAGAUAUUUCCUAAAAAUAA
Messenger RNA from Contarinia nasturtii (swede midge), 3489 nucleotides. It is a transcript of the gene Prp5, whose product is annotated as probable ATP-dependent RNA helicase DDX46. The transcript is spliced from 6 exons. The record is from RefSeq and is a predicted model, not a curated record. Bases 342 to 3380 code for a protein of 1012 amino acids. NCBI's taxonomy places the organism in Eukaryota, Metazoa, Arthropoda, Insecta, Diptera, Cecidomyiidae. Gene Ontology annotation, biological process: mRNA splicing, via spliceosome. Gene Ontology annotation, cellular component: nucleus. Gene Ontology annotation, molecular function: nucleic acid binding; ATP binding; RNA helicase activity.